Phaeoacremonium minimum UCRPA7 is the source of this 1629-nucleotide messenger RNA. RefSeq names its product putative r3h domain-containing protein. The record is from RefSeq and is a predicted model, not a curated record. Gene Ontology annotation, molecular function: nucleic acid binding. Bases 1 to 1629 code for a protein of 542 amino acids. Lineage: Eukaryota; Fungi; Ascomycota; Sordariomycetes; Togniniales; Togniniaceae. Gene Ontology annotation, biological process: galactose metabolic process. The transcript is spliced from 5 exons.
AUGGCCAGCGCGCCCACCAUGACUUCCGACAUUAAGAAACUCUCUUUCGCAAAGGUUGCGGCUUCCUCGUCAAAGGAAACAGUACCGAUUGUCACCACAUCACGGGCGCCAAUGCCAGUUACAUACAAAGACCAACGACAACAGAAACCCUCAUCCUCGGCUCCUAUUGCGGUCGGUACUUCAACUAUGCCGAACGGUAGAAUUCCUGUGAAACCGGUUCCUGCCCCGGCCGCUGCGCCAACCGCGGCGAGAGCUACACAACCUCCGCCAGCGAACACAAGCAAUCCUAUCGAAGACUUCAAAGGCCUCAAAAUAGAUGCCAAAAUGCCCAGCCUCGUGGUUAACGGCACCGGAUCAACAUCUACAGAAAGAUCCAGCAAGGCAGGAAAUAGUCAAACACCUUCCGAUGAUGUUUCCCAAAAAGCCGACUCUAGCUCGGAGUUAGGCACUAAGCCCCCAAGUCUCGAUGGCAAGAGUAUCACCUCGGGAACGACCUUCAAUGCGCUAGACGAGAAGGAAUCUCUCCGUCCAGAUGACAGUGCAAGUGUCAAGGCCGCUGCCGAAGACGAGGACGCCUUUUCUGUUCGGGGAUCUCUCAUCGCAGGGUCACGAAUGGGCUCCGAGGUAGCAGCCAGAGUUCAUCGUAUUCAACUCGGUGAUAUGCCACCUCGCACGAUUACUACCCAUAUCAUCUCUGAAGCACACAACCAAGGCAUCGUUACUCCUCCCAGUGGCUCUUCAGAGCAACAGCCAGUAACAGACGCAAAGAUUGCGCUUGUCGCGGCCACUUCCACGCCCGAUGGGCUAUAUCGGCAGAAUCCGGACGACAAGCUACUUGAGGCAAUGCAGGUUCCAAAAGACAGGCUCUUUCUACUGAGGCUAGAAAAGGAGGUCAUUGAUUUCGUCCAGGACUCCAAGGAGCCUUACAUGGACUUGCCACCUUGCAACUCGUUCUGCAGGAUGUUGACGCACAAACUAGCUGACUAUUACCAUAUGACGCACUCAUUUGAGGCAGUUGCUGGUGCUGUCCGUAUCUAUAGGACGCCAUUCUGUAGAGUGCCGCCCUCGCUGGCUAGCAUAGCCGUAGACUCUUCAGCCAGCAGCACACCUCCACCAGCUCUGUUGCCGAAGAAGAUCAUGAGGCGGGGCGAGGAUGGUGAACUGGCACCUGUCAGUGCCAGCCCGUCCAAGCCUACGUCCGAAGUUGGUAGCGACGCUAGAGGCAAGAGUGCCUUGGCUAAAGAGAAACUCUCCAGAGAAGAGAGAGAGGAGGCUUACAAUAAGGCCCGAGAACGCAUCUUUGGGAGCUCAGUGCAGGCUGAAGGGUCUACUCCAGGGAAGAAGGUAAAGCCCGGCAAGCAGCGUCGUGAUGAUUCUGAGACCUUCGAGUCUCGAUCUCAGUAUACGGCCUACUAUGGGCACCCUCAGCAAGCAACAUGGGUUCCGCCACAGUAUAUUCAGGCCGGAAAUCCUGGCUACAACGGGCAAGCUCAGCAGCCGUACCCAAACGCCAUGCCGCCCGCAUAUGGCCCUCCAAAUCAGGCGUAUCCUGCCAUGAUGCCAGCCAACGGUGGAUUUGCUCCUCCAUAUAAUGCAAUGCCAACUGUAAGAGUCUUGAGCGUCUCCUAA